AUGCGACCAGAGCAAGGUUCUUACACCGAGUUCCAGCUUGAGACAAGUCAUUUGAAGCCACCGCAUAGUCGCGACAAGGGCACCCUAGCCAAGCUCCGAGAAUCGGUUCCCCAGAACGAAACACAGUGGCAACAGGCCAGACAAUUACACAGAUAUGCAACCGCUGAGCAGGUCUUCCAGAAAACAAAGGAGAUUAUUGAGAACAGAAUCGCAAAGACAGACUUGCGGAAUUUUAUAUCUAUUGCAACCUGUUGUAUAUACUGGCAUCUUGACAGGAAGAAAGAUGCUUAUGAUUACUUCAGACUGCAAAUUGGUCAAGCAACUGAACUAACGAUCCAGAGGUAUAUGUCAUCUGUACGCAGCAUGGUACAAGCUAUGAAUCCCCUGUACCUCCGAGGAUGGAAGCAUCGCGUUUUCGAGGCAGUUCUUCUGUAUUCACGCAUCAGCCCGUCAUUUCUGGCAAACUAUACUAAAGAUAUCGACGCAUUUGGUUCUUGUUUUCCCAAUUUAGUGAACCUAGAGCCCGAAAUGCAGGCAUCACUAGCGCUUUCGCCUGCAUUCAUUCUGAAAUAUCAGCACCCUGAGCGCAGUUACAGGGAUAUUUGCCAGGCUCUAGGUAUUACUGUGCUUAAUGAGGAAGCUUACGCAAGCUUUGUCUCUGUCCUUGAUAGUCAAAGACCGGUUCCUCACGUACUCCCCCUGCCAGAACAAGUUGCCUCAACUCCAAGUCAUGAUCAACACAACCUGGAUAGAGAGUUGACUGCAAAUUUGCAGUCUCAUGAUACACUUGCUCUUCAUGCUGGUUUCGCGUCGCUCUUUAAGGUCUUCAAUACUUCAGAAGCUCUCCAGAAAUUCGUUGAGGAAGUACGAGAAGUGGCUGAUCAUCAACGCCGUCGGGAGGUACCGAACACGCCACUACUUGAACUCCAAUGGACUCUACACUAUGAUGCAGUAGUAGAUCAGUUAGUUGGACAUCUGAUUCAGCAAGGCAUCCUUCCUCGACAUCCCUUCCACAGGUAUAAAUCGUUCUAUCAACAUGAGCCUGGAUCAAUCACUGUAUCUUCUGGCUGGGUCAAGAUUAUUCUACCUGCGUUGGUUGAUGACGCUUGCCAGGUCUCAAUAGCCGGCCCCAUGCUGGAGGAACAAGAUUUUACAUGGGAUUACAACCUGGGGUUUAUUCUCUGCGAGAGUAUGAGGCUCUCGACGCCACAUACCAUAUUCUACUUCUCAGUAUCUAUCCCCAUUUCCCCUGAUGCUUGA
Molecule: messenger RNA, 1260 nt
Organism: Fusarium mangiferae
Lineage: Eukaryota; Fungi; Ascomycota; Sordariomycetes; Hypocreales; Nectriaceae
Exons: 4
Coding region: 1-1260 (419 amino acids)
Source: RefSeq, a predicted model, not a curated record